AUGGUUAUGUGCGAAGUAUUUUCUGGCGCCUCUCCUUUUAGAAAUGUUGAUUGUGAAAAUGAGGAAGAAAGCAAAACCCUUGCGAUUGAAAUCUGUAACGGGAAGCGACCAGAAAUUCAAGAUCUGCCCCCUUUAAUAGCUGAAUUGAUAAAAACAUGUUGGGAUGCUGAUCCAGCAAGGCGACCAUUCGCAAAGGACUUGUUUGAUGAUCAAAUUCUAUAUUCGAGAGAACUAUUGCCUAAUAGUAUGCCAUCCGAAAAUACUAACAUGGAAAAAAAGACAGAUCAGCUCAAUCACCUGUAUUAUGAGAUCGAUGUAGCCAGAAAGAAAGGUGGUCAAGCAAACUGGAAAGCUAUUCAGAGUUAUUUUUUAUUCAAAGAAGCUUUGGAGAUACAUCUGACUUUAUUAUUAUAA
Molecule: messenger RNA, 414 nt
Organism: Acaulospora morrowiae
Lineage: Eukaryota; Fungi; Glomeromycota; Glomeromycetes; Diversisporales; Acaulosporaceae
Source: the annotation of a GenBank genome assembly